CUCACUAUUCAUAUCUCUCUCUCGCGAUUGCAAAUCCCAGUGGGUAAUUUUGAUUUUGAUUGUGUUGUUUCAAUUCUGUACUAGAUAUUGAUAUUGUGUUUGUUUCAAUUCUGUUCUAGUUUCAUUUCUCUCUCUCGAUUUCAAAUCCCCGUGGGUCAUUUUGAUACUGAUUGUGUGUUUGUUUCAAUUCUGUUCUAGGUUUUGAUUUACGAUUUGAAUUUGAUUUUUGAUAUUGAUUGUGUUUGUUUCAGUUCUGUUAGUUUUUGUUUUACGAUUUGAAUUUGAUUUUUGGAUUGAUGAUGGGUGAGUUGGGUGAAUGGGUUUUAGGAGAUAGGAUUGGGGAGGGGGGUUUCGGGUGUGUGUAUAAGGGUUACCCACUCAAGCUUGAGAAUGGGGCCCCUGGUAUCAUGGCCGUUAAGGUUGCAGAGGCCUCUCAUCCAUUCAAGGUUGAUGCUUUGUUGGAUGAGGCCAAGCUCCUUUCUCUCUUUCACCACUGCCCUUUUGUCAUCAAUUCUUACGGUCAACAGUGGGCUUCUUCCUCUCUCAAUUUGUUUUUUAGAAAUUUGCCGCUGGAGGCACCAUUAGAGAUAGGAUUGACAAUUCUGCAUUGUCCGAAUAUGAGAUUAAGGAGUUCACUAAGUCUGUGCUUAGUGGUCUCCAGUGCAUUCAUGACAAAGGUUAUGUGCACUGCGACAUAAAGCCGACAAUAUUCUUCUUGCCAUGAUAUGGAUUCUCCUGUCGAUUUUGUGGCUAAGAUAGGAGACUUUGGAUUAACUAAGAGUGCUCAGAACUUGCAUUCUCGCCAAGGCACUAAAUGGUAUUUGCCUCCUGAAACUGUUCUCUGUAACAUUCAGGGGAAACCGUCUGAUAUUUGGGCAGUAGGAUGUCUAGUUCUAGAGAUGUUGACUGGUUCGUUGUGGACUUGUAAGUCAACUGAGUACCUAGGCGUUUGGGCUUCUAAUCCAGUUAUUCCUUCACACUUGUCUGAUGACGCCAAGGAUUUUUUGGCAAAGUGUCUAGAUGUAGAUGCUUAUAAGAGAUUUACGGCUCGGCGUCUCUUAGCUCACUCAUUUCUUAUGAGUAAUCAGAGUGUUGAAAAAUUACCCAAAUCGCCUACAUUGUCACAAUCUCAGCAUUGUCAUAAUCGGUUGCCUAGUUUUAUACCCUUAGGGGACUCUAGUUCCCAUGAGGCACAAAUGCCCAUUGAGAGUUCUGGAUUAGAUGAUGAUACCAUUUUCCCUUUGGCACUCAUGUCAAGACCUGUAAGACAUGUGGUUGCAGACAAAUGGUGCAAAAAGCCAACAACUUUUGCUGUAAUGGGCGCUGCAUAGUUUCACAUAUUAUCCAGAAUCAUAGCCAGUAAGCUGUUUAUAAUCUAGGGUCUCCUAAGGUCAAAUGGACUCUGAAAGAGUUUUGUGCAAUGAUGAGACAGCCUCACUCUCUUGAUUGCUAUCCGGCUUUGUGUAAGAACAAUUUUCUAUCCAGCCUUCUCCAACUCGAACGGUUAUUUCCCUUCUACUUAACAUAGUUCGGUUCACAUUGUUUUCUAUUUUUCAUUUUUUCUUUGUUCAUGGAACACAAGAAAUCUCGAUAAAGGAAGUGUUGAAGAAUAGUUAGUUUCCUGGGCUUGAAUGUCGGGCUUAAAUUUGGAGAAGAAACACAUAGUUUCUGGGAACUGCGUGCUCCCUGGUUAGAACCUCUAACGGGUCAUAUUCUAUAUUACUCCCUAGGAAAAGCUAUAUAUCUGAGUUGAAUGGCACUUAUUGGCUGAACUGCUGGCUUGUUGACAAUGUUUAUAUCUCAUGAUUUAAACAUUGGUGCACAAAGCCAACAACUUUUGCAUAGUUUCACAUAUUAUCCAUGUUAGGUUCAAGCUUUUUGUGAAAUGCAUGUUAAUGGUGUGGGGUUUUGUGUUCUCGCAGCCCCUGUUAGAAAAAAAAAAAAAAACUCCUGUAUAGUCAGGUUCCUGCCACAAGUUCAGUAUCUGAAGCUUGGUAAGUGUUACUAUGUCACAAGUUUACUAUCUGAAGCUUGGUAAGUGUUACUAUGUCACAAGUUUACUAUCUGAAGCUUGAUAAGUGUUUUACAAGGAUAAGUGAUUUGAAAAUGCCAAAUCAGUUGAUUUCAAUUGUAACUGGAGCUGCAAGACUGUGUUGAGUGGACAGACAAUGUAUCAGGUGGACUUUCACCGCAUGGGAAAUUUGGUAUGCAUUUGACUGACUGAAGUGGCCCUCAACUCAAUAUUGUGAAGAGAACUUUGCAGAGCAUUUGUAUUGUUCAGGUGCUGGUGUUUAUUAUGCAAUAGGGUUGUCAACGAUUAUGGUGCUAGCUGGGUUUUGCAUAGUUUAAAAGUUUAAAACUAUAGAAGCGUUAAAAGAUCACUGAACUUCCAUUUUGACAACCGUUGAAAUGCCAUAAACGCUACAUGUGAGGCCCUUGUUGAUGCUGGGAUUCCUCUAAGUUGCUAUCUGUUGUUGCUUGGCAGAGUGGAUAUGUCAUAGACUCAUAGUGGAUCCAAGCAAGCUAGAAUAGCAGACUCGGUCCUCUCAACCCUUCCAGAAGGGCAACCACGUGUGCUAGGUGAACCAAUAGAACUUGGGAUCAUCACCUCAGUGUCUGAUAUUUUUCUGAGCAGAGACGAUGCUACUUGGGAGCAAUUUGUGUGGCCGCGCUCCUGCAACACUUUGGCAGGAGCACCAUAUCUCCGAUGUUAAGUCUGCUCUCUCCCUCUCACUUGCAUCAAAGGACUACGGUGAAUGCCUUCAUAAAGCUAGUUGAUUUCACAUGCUGGCUAAAGUAGAGCCACUAGAGUCUUCAUUGCUAGUACAACUGUAGAACUUCCCAUAGUCACCCAGAAUGAAAUGGGCAACAGAAACUUGCCAAAUUUAUAAGGUGCAUUAACUCUUCUGCCAUUUCUAGCUGUUGGUAUUGUUAUCGUUGGGUUUCUCUCAUAUCUCAUUGUGAUUGUUUUGGAUAUUUGUUCUUCAGUGAAAUUAUUUGAAGCUUAAGAACAUGUAACUGUGGCCCUAAACCCUUAAAAUAAAACAAAAGGUCAAGAGAUUCG
This is a messenger RNA of Fragaria vesca subsp. vesca, 3064 nucleotides long. RefSeq names its product mitogen-activated protein kinase kinase kinase ANP1-like. The record is from RefSeq and is a predicted model, not a curated record. The coding region runs from base 726 to 1331 and encodes 201 amino acids. The transcript has 6 exons. Lineage: Eukaryota; Viridiplantae; Streptophyta; Magnoliopsida; Rosales; Rosaceae.